CUCACCCGAAUCCCACGCUUUCACUAGCACACUCUUGUCUGUCUGAGACAUUUCAAACAUCCUCACUAAACCGAACGAUGCCGUUUCUUUCCCGCCUUGUUCACCGGUUCUCCACCGUUGCCACCCCCACUCCCAAAAUCAGUUCCAUCAUCCGUCAGUUGUACAGAGAAAAAGAUCUCGAACGACUGGUGGAUAAGUUUAAAAAAUCCUCCGACCUUGAACGUUUCCGCACCAAAGGGGGCAUUUACAAGGACACGGUUCGCCGCCUGGCCCAUGCUAAACCCUUUGAAUAUGUAGAAGAGAUUCUGGAACACCAAAAACAGUACAAAGACGCGUCUAAAGAAGGGUUCUCCGUCCGCCUUAUAUCUCUGUAUGGGCAAGCUGGCAUGUUUGAAAAUGCUCACAAGCUGUUCGAAGAAAUGCCUGAACGAAAUUGCAAGCAAACGAUUUUUUCGUUUAAUGCCCUCUUGGGCGCAUGUGUUAACUCCAAGAAAUUUGAUAUGGUUGAUGGGUUGUUUUCAGAUUUGCCAAAGAAGUUGGGGAUAGAGCCUGAUCUGGUAUCUUAUAACACGGUUGUUAAGGCCUAUUGUAAGAUGGGUUCAUUUGAUUCAGCGACUAAGUUGCUUGAUGAGAUGGAGAAGAAGGGUGAGAACCCGGAUAGGAUCACGUUUAACACACUUUUAUAUGCUUUUUACAAUAAUGGACGGUUUGCGGAUGCUGAAAUGAUAUGGCAAAGAAUGGUGGAUAAGAUUGUUACACCUGAUAUUAGGAGUUAUAAUGCCAAGUUGAAUGGGUUGGCAAUUGAGAAGAAAACAAAAGAAGCUGUCGAGUUAGUUGAAGAGAUGCGGAACAAGAAAAUUAAGCCGGAUGUCUUUAGUUUCAAUGCUGUGAUAAAGGGGUUUGUUAAUGAAGGGAAGUUGGAAGAAGCUAAGCAGUGGUAUGAUGAUAUUGAGAAGAGUGAUUGUGUCAUAAACAAAGGGACUUUUACAAUACUCGUUCCCUUUGUUUGUGAGAAAGGUGAUUUGGAGUUAUCUUUUGAACUCUGCAAGAAGAUUUUGAGUAGGCGGUGCCUUGUUGAUCAGGAAUUGUUGCAGCUUGUUGUGGAUUCUUUGGUUAAGGUAUCCAAGAUUGAGGAGGCAAAAAAGUUGGUGGAGCUUUCGAAGACAAUUAAUUACUGUGAGUACAAUCUGAAAUUAUCUUCAGAAAAGUGAUGCGAUGUCUUUUUAAGCUUUUGUUCUUCUGUUUAUUUUCUUAUAGAUUAGAUCCUUGUGAGGUUUUAGCUCCUUUAGUAUCACUGCCAAAUUUGUGGAAGUAUGGCAUUGAUUUUUUCUCCAUGUUUUGGAUAUCCAUACUGAUGCGGAACUGUUUUAAUGUUUGAGGAAGGUGAAUGCAAACGUAUGCCUU
Pistacia vera is the source of this 1404-nucleotide messenger RNA. Its product is annotated as pentatricopeptide repeat-containing protein At3g13160, mitochondrial-like. Bases 78 to 1211 code for a protein of 377 amino acids. Gene Ontology annotation, cellular component: chloroplast. The transcript has a single exon. Lineage: Eukaryota; Viridiplantae; Streptophyta; Magnoliopsida; Sapindales; Anacardiaceae. The record is from RefSeq and is a predicted model, not a curated record. Gene Ontology annotation, molecular function: protein binding.